Paracoccidioides lutzii Pb01 is the source of this 189-nucleotide messenger RNA. RefSeq lists its product as hypothetical. The transcript is spliced from 2 exons. The record is from RefSeq and is a predicted model, not a curated record. The coding region runs from base 1 to 189 and encodes 62 amino acids.
AUGGACAACGAAAAAGUCUCUCCGGCGUCUCAGUUGUAUCAUCGGAAAGAAUGUGCUACCAAAACUCCCUUGGAUUAUCGCGGUAUUCGCUUAUACCGCAAUGAACCACCGGAAUCCCUGAUGCAGAAGGUUAUGCAGAUCAUCACCCAAGAAACCGAUCCAUUAUCAUCGCCUUCUUUCCGCAGCUAG